Molecule: messenger RNA, 1830 nt
Organism: Closterium sp. NIES-65
Lineage: Eukaryota; Viridiplantae; Streptophyta; Zygnematophyceae; Desmidiales; Closteriaceae
Source: the annotation of a GenBank genome assembly
AUGCCUCGCCACCAUCGCCGCGAGCAGCUUCCGCUAUUCAUCAAGCGCGCAUUAUGCGCGCAUCACGUCGAUUAUCCCCUCCUGCGCCACGUCGAUCUUGCACGCUGGGUUUACGCCCAGUAUGGCCUGCGACCUGACCGCUCCACGGUCGGCCGCAUCCUGAAGAAUGCGGGCCGCUGGGCUCUGGAGGAACCCAACGCCCCCAAUCAGGUGCGGCGCCGGGGCGGCGCAUGGCCUGAGCUUGAGCAGGCCAUGGCUCGCUGGAUCGCAAACGCGGGCCCCGCGAGCGUGCCACUCACUCUGCAGACGAUACGCGACCACGUGGCGACGAUGGCGCGACGCAUGGGCAUUCCGCCCGCGUUCCGUUGCUCCAUUGGCUGGGUCCGCCGUGCGUUGAGGCGCCAAGGAGUGCGGUGCCGUGCAGCCAUCGGCGAGGCGGCGAGCGCCGACAUGGCGGCUGUGCGUGAGGCGCGUGAGAAAGUGCCGCAGCUUCUGACUCACCUCGGUUACCAACCGCGCGACACUUUCAACUUUGACGAGACUGCGUUGUGGCUCUCUGUGCUGCCGCGUAAGACGUACAGCAACGCGCACAUUCCCGGGCGCAAGGUCUCGAAGGACCGCCUGACGGUGGCUUUUCUCGUCAACGCUGACGGGAGCCACGUCUUCCGGCCGUUGGUCAUCAGCAAGGCGCGCCGUCCGCACGACUUCAGGCCGGACUACGACCCGGAAGCUCUGUGCUACUGGCGGCACAACGCGAAAGGCUGGAUGACCAGCUCGUUGUUCACGCAUUUCAUAUCGCAGCUCAAUGCCGCGAUGUAUGCCGAGAGGAGGCACAUCGCGGUGCUGCUCGACAAUGCAAGCUCCCACAUGCUGCGGGACGAGUGCGCUUGGAGCGAAAUCGUCUGCGGCAUGCGGACCACUUGCCUCAGCAAUGUGCGCCUCGUCUUCCUGCCGCCUAACACAACCUCCUACACGCAGCCCCUCGACCAGGGCAUGAUCGCGACAGCGAAGGCCCGCUAUCGACAGCACUGGCUGCAGGCCUUCACUGCACUGUGGAAUGACGACGGCGCAACCAGUGCCGUCGCCCGCUGGCGCCCCAAUCUUCGCGACGUGCUCGGUUGGCUCUCCGACGCCUGGAUGAGCGUCGGAGCGCGCACCAUCCAGAGGUGCUUCUGGCGCACGGGCUGCUUGCCUCUGUCGUGGUCGCUGGAACUCACGCAUGUGCAUGAUGACGAUCCCACCCCCCAUGCUUACCCGGACAUUGAGCUCGACGACGACAUCGACAAUGUCGGGGAGCUCAUAUGCGGGCUUGGGCUCGGCGCCGGCGCAAUGACCGCCGCCGAGUACGUCGCCAUCGACGAGGGCGAGCCGACGUGCGCGGAGGCGGCGGCGGGAACGUCUCCGGAAGAUGCGGACGUGGGCCUGGUGGCGGAGCUAUGGAGGGCGCCGACCACGAUGCAGGCCGUGUAUGACGACAACGACCCCAUCGGCCGUGAGGCGCGGCGCACGGCACGGGCGGCCAGCGAGAUGCUCAUCGGCUACGCGCGCGCCGUGAACGUGACCCCGCGCGACCUGUGCCACCUGUUCGACAUCCGGAAUCCGGUCAUCAUUGAGCUCAUGGAGCGUGCAAGCCCCGCGCUGGCUCUCAGCAUGGCCCCGCCGCCCAGGCUUUCGACGAGCCCAACCCCGCCGGAGGAGGCCCAGCAUCCGCGGGGCCGUGUGCUGCCUGGCUGGAUGACCCAGCCGUCCCGCCGUCAGCAGCUUCUUGACGCCGGGGUUGGCGCCGCGAUGGGCGGGUACGUGGAGGCGGCCGAGUGGAUGCAGGUGUGA